CGUCAUGUUGUCCAGAUGAGGUGCUAGAGCGUCGCCGGGCACAAUCACUGGCUGGUCUAAAUAUUUUGGAAGGGGUAACUAUCGGAAUUUUGGAAGCCCUUGCACAGCACUUUUAUUGUAAGAUAUAUUUGGGUUCAAAUACUAACAGUUUGAACAUGUGGAUCAUCCAAGCCGGUACCCCCGGGACUUCGCUAAUCGCUUUCUCCAGGACACGAGUUUCGACAGGCCGCUGACCCGACUGCAAAAUAUCUAUAGGGAAGAAAGAUCUCAAAGACCAGACUACCUGCUGAACUUUGCCACCAAGACAAACACGUUGGACCAUGUUGACCAUCCUGGCUGCCGGGUCUGUCUUCUUCCCAGGCCUGUUCGUGCUCUCCAAGCAAUGCCUCAAGCACAUCCCUGCACUGAGGUGGAGCGAAGGUGAUGCGGUCAUAGUGUCAGCCAGGUUGGUGUCCUCUGUUCAGGCGAUCAUGGCCUCCUCUGCUGGUUACAUCAUUGCCUCCUCCUGUGAUGACAUCAUUGAGGAUCAGCAUUGGCUCACCAGCGCCUACAUCCUCUUUGCUGUGCCCUACUUUGUGUACGACAUCUACGCCAUGUUCAUGUGCUACUGGUACAAGCUGCGCAUCAAGGGUCAUGAAGCGGAAAGCGGCGCCAAACCCCUGGGUGCGGCCCUGACCAGCUACCUGCGGCGCGAGUUCCUCAUGGUACUCCACCACGUCGUCAUGGUCACCGUGUGCUUCCCCGUCUCUGUGUUCUGGCGUCAGGGCAAGGGGGAUUACUUCCAAGGCGUCAUGUUCUUGGCAGAAGUCAGCACUCCGUGGGUCUGUCUGGGAAAAAUCCUCAUCCAGUACAAACAGCAACACACUCUCCUGCACAAAGUGAAUGGGGCUACUAUGCUGGUCACUUUUUUCAUCUGUCGAGUCCUCCUCUUCCCUUACCUCUACUACGCGUAUGGCAGGUAUGCGUCCAUUCCCCUCCACAUGGUUCCUUUCAACGUGCCCUGGCAAGUUAACCUGGGCGCAGCUAUGCUCAUGGCCCCCCAGGUCUACUGGUUCUCCCUCAUUUGCCGAGGGGCCCUGCGACUCUUCAMUGGCUCUUCCCGCUCCCGGAGGCCCCCGGUCACCGCCAAGGAUGACUUGGACGGACAGGCGCCUUCCCAGCCCGCCAAUGGGUACAGCACUCAUGCCACAGAGCAAAAGUCAGACUCUCACUGAGAAGAGGGUGAGCGGUAAGGAAGGAGUUGGGGAUAAUGUACCGAUGGGUGAGGUUGAAAGGGAAAGAAAGGUAGUGAGACUUUGAACAAGCAUGAGUUUUGAAAUGCUUCAAAUGGUACGGUCUUUGUUGCCAGAAUCUAUACUCAAUACCGAUAUUCUGCUUGUGCGAAUAAAGGAAUUGAAGGCGAGCGUUUGCACAUUGAACAGCACACAACAAAGGCAUCAGAAGCUAUUGUUCCCCCUGAUGCACGUUGAGAAUGGAGAGAGAUUAGCCUGAAAGAAGUAUAGCGAGUGAGAAGUGGAGAGCGUCCUCAUGUAGAUCAAAUUAAAUCCUGUCUGCCUAGGAGGUAAGUUAGGAAUGUAUUAUACUGGUAUGUUUAGUACAUUGCUGUAGAUAGAAAGGCCUAAUUCGGCUUAGUAACAAGAAACGACCUCGCCAAGCAGUAUUUUGACUUGUUAGUAUUUAUCUGUAUCCUCUGUACACUCUUAACAAAUGUGACCAGGGUGGAAGGGAGGUAACCUCAUAAGACUAUUAUGCUGCCUUAUCUCAAUUGUUUGUGUGUGUACUACAUUUUAUUUAUUUUAAUGUGGAAUAUUUAAUUUUUCCUUGGACUGAAAAUGUGACAAGUGUUCUUAGCUUCACGUUGAUUUGGAUUGUAGUUCUGUUUCUGAUUUCCCAUCCUGUUUUUAUUUWUUUUWWAUCCAUUUUGAUCUCCAGUAGUUCAGGUAGCAAAUGCAUGAAUCAUUUCACCUGUUGGCAGUUAAACUCUGCCGCCUUGCAACAGCGUUAUUUUAUUCAGUGUAGAGAAUGUAAUUUUGAGGAACAAAAUAAAUGGCCAAUUUUGUGGGCCUUUGGGUUUCUAUGCCCUACGUGGGUCCUUAACUUUUGAGUGAGUGGUAUUGAAGCAUAUUAGGUAAAUGAGUUAGUGCCAGUGCAACAACAAAAAAAGCAGCCCUAUUUAUUCCACAUACUGUCAUUCAUUGGCUGACGUUACACAAGAAUAUUUAAUAAAAAAAUUAAAAACAUGUUUUAUUACCACUGCUGUAAUUAGUGAAUUGCAUAAAUCGACCAGAAUAGAAUCAAUACACUGUCUUGGUAGCAUUUAGCAUAGGUUGACCUUUCUAAAGCUCUUGAAACUGCUUUAGGAGUCUGUUUCCACUUCUUCAGUUUCUUAUUUGUACUGAGCAAAUUUAAUUGAGCCACUGGUUUCAGGAGCCCUAUUCACUCAGAAAACAUAAAAUACUAGGAAAACAAACGUGGUCCAGUAACCUUGGAUGCAAGAAAGAAGAUGGGACAAUAACGUCUAGACGGCGAUAAACUAUUUCUAUGUGGUUCUUGCCAUUGGGGGAAAAAUGCAUUUCAACUGAUUUACUGUAUAUGCUUAUUUUAUUUAUUUGUGGUUUUGAAUUGAAUACGUAUUAAUGUACCGUAUAAACUUCUGAGCCUUAUGUGAAGGCUAUAUUGUUAACUCAUAGCUAAAAUAUACUCCUCUGUUCUGAACUUGUCUGGGUGUUAUAUCAAGACACUGAUUUAUAUAUAUAAAAACAAAAAAAAGAGUAAUGUUUAUUACAAGGCUACAAAACGCACAAUCAUACAAAAUUGGUAAUGGUAU
This is a messenger RNA of Salvelinus sp. IW2-2015, 2827 nucleotides long. It is a transcript of the gene tlcd3bb, whose product is annotated as TLC domain containing 3Bb. Gene Ontology annotation, biological process: ceramide biosynthetic process; lipid homeostasis. Gene Ontology annotation, cellular component: membrane; endoplasmic reticulum. The record is from RefSeq and is a predicted model, not a curated record. Lineage: Eukaryota; Metazoa; Chordata; Actinopteri; Salmoniformes; Salmonidae. Gene Ontology annotation, molecular function: sphingosine N-acyltransferase activity.